AGCAGGCUUUUCAAAUCCCUCCUCCCCCCAACCCCCACCCCUCUUCUCUCUCCCUCCCCUCUCUCGCUGCCACCACCACCUAAUCCCCGCCGCUCGCCCCCGCUUCCGGAACCUCCCAGAAGGUCGCCGGGGGCAUCCGGAAGCUUCCGCCGUCAGGUUGAGGAGCGGGCAGUAGGCGCAGGGAAGGAGGGAACAGUGGGGGAGGGGGGGUGGAUGUAGAGAUUGUAUGCUACUACAAUGGCGCAAGCUGCUGUUGAGUCCGCUCUGAAUGGUGACUCGCUGAUUGGGAGGCAGCCGGUGGUUCCGAGGAUGAAGAGGAAGACGCCCUCCGAACUGAGAGGUGAGCAACUGAAGCGGCGUACGUCCGAAAAGCCUGCAAAUGACCAGUUACCUUCUUCUGCUGCAUUUGAUAGGUCAAGCAAUGGACUUCGGAAUACAGAACAACAGAAGAUAUCCAAAUACAUCAGCACACGUGUUACAGAGGUCUUCCCUGUGAGAAAAGCAAGAAACCAUGGGAAGGAAAACUGUAAGGAUGCCUUGCAGAGCAAUGAGAAGAUUUGUAAGUCUAUUGAUGCUUCAACAGCUUCAAAUUUUGCAUCAUCUUCUCUUCCAUGUGGUAAUGGGGACUCUGCUACGUCGGAUUCUUCUGUGCCAUCAACGACGGAGGGAGCAAAGCCAGGUUUCAAGAAAGUUGAGAAAUGCAGUGAAAAUGCUCUGCGGAGUGUAUCUGAGCUUCAUGUUGGUGAUGAGAAGCAGACUGGUUCUAACAAGUUUGAUAUGGAAAAAGUACUUAAAGGGUUUGGAACUCGUGAUGCUUUUGUGGCUUCUGGGCUCAGCUCCUCUACUGUACAAGUUGGUGAUGCUGUGUUGAAGUCUUCAGACUUGUGCCCUUCUAAGAUCACCAUUCCAGGGAAAAGAGCUCCUUUGGAUUUUACCUUAAAGACUAGUUUGCAGUUUGUUUCGUCGUCGUCUGUGAAAUGGUGUCACAAGCUCAAUACAAGUUUUGGCAGGAGCAGCAUCACUGGAGCUAUAGGUCAGACUUGUCCUCGUGGGUGUCAAAAUUUAGAGUGCCCAAAGCCUGAGAGCAAAAAAGAAUUCUUGUUCUCGAAGGCACUACAAUCAUGGGUAUAUCCGCAAUCUUUGCUGCCUUCCUCCAUCAUAUCUGCUAUGCUCUCAUCAACUGCACGAGGAGAAAGCGACUUUCUUCUCAAAAGGCAUCAGGACUGGGAAGAUUCAUUUCAAAAUCUUUACUACAUGUUCCGGAAGAAUAUGCUGAAUAUAUUCUAUGUUUAUACGACACAAUUUGUUGCUCUCUUCAUUGGUGGAAGCCAUUUGGAGAAAAAACAGUCCUGUAAUGCUUACUUGUCACAAUCUACACGUGGCCUACGCGCAUUACUGCGGAAACAUGGUGUUUGCUUUUCCAUGCCUCUUUGCAAUACUGAAGUAGAGCAGGCUACUGAAGAUGACCUGAUUGAACUUUCAGAAAUCCAAAGGCGCAAUCUUGGCCAGGCACUCCAUUUAGAUGCUCUAUCUGAUGUGGACAACACCACACAGUCACUCCUUAUGUUUAGUGGCAAUGAGAGUGUUCAUGGCUUAUACGACAUUCUGUUGAACUACAAGUCCUUGCUGAAUUCUUUAUCUGCUGCAGACGUCCCAGUUUUAUAUUCACCGCAGCCAUUUCAAAAUGGCUGUCUACAUAUUCCAGAGGUGAAAUGUAGGGAGAUGAGGCGAGCAGACAUGGGGCUGCUCUCUUCGGGUGGGUUUGACACAGAACCGGGAUCAGCAUUUGCCUCCACGGCUGGCAAUAUCUGCUACAGCAUGGAAAUAAAGGACCUGGUCCUCCCGCCCUGGGUCGUCUCAGGAGUCUGCGCCGCGAUGAGCUCAGACGCAAGGAGCUUCGAUUUAACGAUCGCUACCGAGCCGUCAUCCAUGGGGUUGAACGCUGCCCUCAAGUCCAUGACCACAGCUCCUCAACCUGAGACGGUGCCCUCCACGGAUGGUGGCGCACCAGCCGGUGGCAUCCCCGACGCCAUCCUGGUCCCCUCCUUGCACUCUGGCUCGCUCCGGCGGCUCAGCUACACUGACGGCGAGUAUGUGGCCUACACAACUGUGUGAGCCCGAGCUCCAAAGAACUGCAGCGCCCCGGAGCAUCUGGGUGGCAGGGGAAGGGAUGGCAAGUGCAACUACUUUUGUUGUCCGGCGGGAGAAGGCUGCCCGGCUGGGAUCCACGUCAAAGAAGCCUCCUGCAUUCUUCAGAGCUGGGUGUGUAUUAUGAGGGUCUAUGUGUAAUUUUGGAGGCUGUGUUAACGUUCGCUUGGAUGGUACAGUAACUUAUGAGCUCUGGUUCUGGGGCAGAAAAAGGACAGUUGCUGCGUUCAUCAGCGUUCACCCAUGCGUGCUUGGUGCUGUAGCUCUUUCGAUGACCUGGUUGCCUCUUGUUUAUAUGUUGAUUUUUACAUGAUUACCCAUGGCCUAAAAUUUGAUGAUGAGAGUCCCUUUGUUGCUGUA
This is a messenger RNA of Setaria italica (foxtail millet), 2508 nucleotides long. Its product is annotated as protein downstream neighbor of Son. Gene Ontology annotation, cellular component: nucleus. Gene Ontology annotation, biological process: nuclear DNA replication. The record is from RefSeq and is a predicted model, not a curated record. The transcript has 15 exons. NCBI's taxonomy places the organism in Eukaryota, Viridiplantae, Streptophyta, Magnoliopsida, Poales, Poaceae. Bases 238 to 2115 code for a protein of 625 amino acids.